UAGUAUCGUUUGUGUCAACAAAUGGAACAAAUGGAAGCAGCUGGAAUCGCUGGCGAUUCUGUGGCCACAGUUGUCCCCAAGGAUGCUCAAGUACUGAAACCCACCCGAAACACAGCCAUUAAAUGCCUGAAAUGCGACAAGGUUUACAUAUUCCCCGGAGACAGGGACGAUUGCCUGGCGCACCUGUAUCUUGAGCACCGACUCGUUAUUGCGGAUGUGGAUGAAAUUGCCGUGUUGGAGGACUACCUGCAGUACUGGGAGAAGGAGUUCCAGGCUCAUGAAUUCGAGCAAUACUGCACGACAAUGUUUCUGGACCAGUUGCCCGAUGGCAGCUAUGCCAAGAAUGAGAAAUAUUUUCUGCUCUGUGAUAUACUGCCGCAGGACUUUGAGCUGCGCCAGCGGCUGCAGGAGCAGCGCCUAAAUGCAGCCCUCGAGCGGCACCAGUUCGAGCUGACGGAUCGUAGUUUCAGCAAGGAAUGCCUCUUCUGUCGGACAGUUGUUAAGGGAUUGCGCGCCGAUUACCUCGAUCAUCUGUUCGACAAGCAUUUCCUGUUGGUGGGCAAGCCGGAGAAAUUGGUCUUCGUGGAUGAGUUGCUCGAUCAGCUCGAGGAGAAUAUAAACAAAUUGUUGUGUUUGUACUGCGAGAAGAUAUUCAAGGAUCGUCCCACACUCAAGGAGCAUAUGCGGAAGAAGGGUCACAAGCGCAUCAAUCCCAAUCGCCGGGAGUACGAUAAGUUCUUUCUGGUCAACUACAAUCGAGCGAAGCAAGCGCCAGCGCAACGCAAGCAGCAGCAGCGAGCGAAACGUCGAUCCUUGGCCGAGGACAACGUGAGCGUUGAUUUUGACAAGCAUUUCGCACGCCAGGACUCGGAUGGGGAUCAUGAUUCGGAUUGGUCCGAUUGGGCAGCUGAUGGGGAGCCCCACUCCAUCAAGUGCCUUUACUGUCCACUGGAAGAGGCUCAGUUCUCAGUCCUAAAAAAGCACAUGAUCGAUGUGCAUCACUUGGAUUUUGAUGCCGUCACCAGUUCCCUGAAUUUCUAUCAGAAGAUCAAGGUUGUCAACUUUAUACGUCGGCAGAUUUGCUUGUUGCGCUGCAUUUGCUGUGAUCUGCAAUUCGAUGAAUUUGCUCUGCUUUCCGACCACAUGCAGCAGGAGACGCAUUGUAGCAUUGGGCAGCGUUCCAAUUGGGAUAAGCCCGAAUUCUUUUUCCCCUACGUGGACAACGAUGGACUGCUGUGUGUGCUGGACGACAGCGUGGCAGAUGGUGACUUGGAUGCGGAUGUGGUACGCAUCAUCUCUGAGGAUAGUUCGGCGCAGAUCAACAAGGAUGCAGAGCAACUAUCACUAGAAAAUUUUAAAUUGUGAAUUUUGAUGAAAUGAAAGAAAUGUAAAUAUAUUCAAUUUCUCUUAA
Drosophila grimshawi is the source of this 1411-nucleotide messenger RNA. Its product is annotated as zinc finger protein 277. The record is from RefSeq and is a predicted model, not a curated record. Lineage: Eukaryota; Metazoa; Arthropoda; Insecta; Diptera; Drosophilidae. The coding region runs from base 22 to 1365 and encodes 447 amino acids. The transcript is spliced from 3 exons.